Scleropages formosus (Asian bonytongue) is the source of this 3912-nucleotide messenger RNA. It is a transcript of the gene tmcc3, whose product is annotated as transmembrane and coiled-coil domain family 3. NCBI's taxonomy places the organism in Eukaryota, Metazoa, Chordata, Actinopteri, Osteoglossiformes, Osteoglossidae. The transcript has 4 exons. Gene Ontology annotation, cellular component: endomembrane system. Bases 232 to 1662 code for a protein of 476 amino acids. The record is from RefSeq and is a predicted model, not a curated record.
UGGGGGACAGAAGUGAGCAGCUCGGCCCGCUUCUUCGCGGCCAUGUGCCCGAUAGUUAUAACUCGCUGCUGCGCCCGCUUCCGGAGGACACUCCCGUGUCUGCGAGGGCUGCUUAGUCUAGUCGGGAGCGAAGGGCAGAGGACGAGGGCGCGGUGAGCACGCGCGCUCCUUUCAGUGUCCCGCGCGGCGAGCUGUUGUGCGGUGUAGUGCGGCGCGAGACGAGGAGCGGAGAUGAAGAAGAACCACAGCGCCAUCCCCCUCAUCCAGGUCACCGAGGCGGACCGGAGCAUCGAUGGAAAUGUCCUCAGCAUCCCCGUGCCGAUGCGGCGAGGUGGUUCGGAGACCAACCUGGACCUGGACUCCACCGACGGGCCGGGGUUCGGGUUAGACUUCCACAAAGGUCGCCUGGGCAUCGACAGCCUGCAGCAGAAGAUCCUGAAGGUGACCGAGCAGAUCAAGAUCGAGCAGACGGCCCGCGACGAAAAUGUCGCCGAGUACCUGAAAUUGGUCAACAAUGCUGACAAGCAGCAGGUGUCGCGCAUUAAGCAGGUGUUUGAGAAGAAGAACCAGAAAUCUGCGCAGAACAUUGCGCAGCUGCAGAAGAAGCUGGAGCAGUACCACAAGCGGAUGAAGGAUAGCGAAGCCAACGGGGCCUCCAAGCACACUGGCCCCAAAGAAGUCAAGGAGUCCUCCAAGGACAACCUGAAAGAGAGCUUGAAAGACAGCUUGAAAGAUGUGAGUGGCAGUGGGAGGCACCCCAGCCUGGACAAGGUGAAGACCAUCGGGCCCGGCGUCUCGCUCUCGCCGCCGUUCUUCUUCAACAAGCCGCGGGAGUUUGCCAACCUGAUCCGCAACAAGUUUGGCAGCGCCGACAACAUAGCGCAAAUCAAGAGUUCCAUGGAGACGAGCUCCGCCUUCCACCCAGAAGGUGGGGGGCGUGCCCUGAGCGGCAGCGCCACCAUUGUUACCAAGCCCAAGUACCCCAGCGACGACGAGUGCUCCUCCGGGUCCUCGGCAUCGGCCGACAGCAACGGGAACCCGGCCCCUGGCCCCGUUGUCACGGGAUCCCCGGAGGCCCAGGGAAGGUCGACCCAGAUCUUGGAGGAGCUGAGGGAGAUCCGGGAGUCCCAGAACCAGCUGGCUGAAGACAUCGAGAGCAUCAAGUCACAGUUCAAGAGGGAGUUUGGUGUCAUCACACAGGUGCUACAGGAAGAGAAGUACAGGUUCGAGAGGCUCGAAGACCAACUGAACGACCUGACGGAGCUUCACCAGCAUGAAACCACCAACCUGAAGCAAGAGCUGGCCAGCAUGGAGGAGAAGGUGGCCUACCAAGCUUACGAGCGUGCCAGGGAUAUUCAGGAGGCGCUGGAGUCCUGCCAGACACGGAUCUCCAAGCUGGAGCUGCAGCAGCAACAGCAGCAAACGGUGCAGCUGGAGAAUACGGACGCCAAGGUGUUGCUGGGGAAGUGCAUCAACAUCAUGCUGGCGCUGGUCACCGUCAUCCUGGUGUGCGUCUCCACCGUGGCCAAGUUCACCGCGCCGCUCACUCGUAGCCGGCUGCACGUGUUCGGCACGUUCGUCGCCGUCUCGCUGCUGGCUCUGUUCUGGAAGAACUGGGAACACCUGCAGUGCGCCUUGGAGCGCUUGUUGGUGCCUAGCUGAGGGAUGAGGGGGAGGAGCCUCCGGGGGCGUGCGGCCGAGGCAUCCUCAGGAGGAGCCGACAAACGGCAGAUCGCUGUCUGAGAAGUUCUUCUUUUUCCACCCCAGUUUGCUCCCCAGGCAACGUCUUCGGACCCAUUUUUGUUUCUUCUUUCUCUGCGUUCAUCACACGUCAUGAGGUUUCUUCCUCUUAGGAGAAAAAUGCAAAAUGUCAAGAUGCUCUGAGAUACUGUUCAGCCAUUGGCUGGGAAGAUUGGACCAUUUCUGCACCAGCCAUGCUCCUGUGUGUCAUGUUAGGUGUCCUAGCCUUUUACUCUCUAUUUAUUUGUGUAGCAUUCAUUGUCAGGCACAUCAUCACAGUUAAAUUUUUCAGAUCGUUCACUGUUUUAUCGAUUUGAGAAGUGCAAUAUAUUUGUAUUAUAAGUGUAUUUUUUUAAUGGGCGGGGCAGGUAAAGCAUCUUGAGCAUGUGUCUGAAAAUAUUUAUUACCUUUGAGAACUGGGACAAUUUUUUGUGCGGGGGGAGCAUGAGGCAGAACCGCGUGUUUGGGUCCGUGGACUGGUUCUGCGUAAUGCACCUCAUCCCCCUGGGUACACCGUAGUAAUACGCUCUCUCCAUACAGAGGGGACCUCCUUCAGUUUGACAUGUUUGUUGGCAGGGGAUUAAACACACGAUAACCGCAAGCACGUGAAUGAAAAGGCCAUCGAUGUUCUGGGGUUAUCAACCUGGAGCUGUGGGCUUGUGCUGCCUGGAAACUGGGUGAAUCAGGAGUUUUUAUUCGAAGGCUCAUUUAGGUCCAUUUAGGUUUUUCCCUCCCUUUUUUCCCUCCAUUUUUUUCAAAAAAGAAAAACACUCGAUGUACUACAAAUUUCUUUGCAUUAUGGUUUUUUUUUUAAGACACAACACAUUUAGAUAUGUUGAUAGAAUUUGUUUCCUUCUUAAGCAGCGAUAGGAAAUUUCGAGAAGUGUGGUGAGCCCCAGAUACGUAAAGAUAUGGUGUCAUAACUAUGACUUUCAUAGGGCAGCACCAGUGAGACGAGUGUAGUCAGGAUGACUCUGGUGGUAGCUCUCGUACCAGAGACAAGUGGUCAGGUCUGUCGUUUCAUCUCAGGGAGGGUUCUGGGGGCUGUGAUCCUGGAGAUGGGCAGGGGUGUCCAACGCAGUUAACACCCCUAAGGAAAUGAAUGCUGUUGUAUUACUAGUAGCCAGUCAUGGCCUCCAGGAUAUGGAUUAUUUCUAACAGUGAUUUAAAUUGUUUUUUUUAAUCCAAAUUAAAUGAAACUGAACGGAAGAUGUAUAAAGAACAUGUAUUUAUGCCAGUUGUACUGUAUGCUGUGUAAAUGUGCGACGAUGGAAAGAACGGUGUAACGCGUGCAGUGUGAAUGUGUCCAGAGGCCGGUGGUGACUGUGAUCCCGGGUGGUGGGCACUGAACUAUGUCCCGAGAAGUACGGCGUGACGGGGGCACCCACUCCUCGGGCCACGAGCCCCCAAGUGCUGUGGAUGAGCUCACCUGCAGGUUCUGACUAGCUCUUUUGCCUUUACAUUCUGCAUCCUCUUCUGUUCUGUAAAAACUGUGAAAGAAAAACGUGAAAAUGAAUUUAUAGAGUAUCGUUGCUGAAGAGCACACUUGCAGGGUGUAUUUCUCCUCCGUACCGUACCUGCUGUUGGAUGUCAGCAGCUUUGUAAACUCUUACUCAUCACAGCUGAAGGUAUGAAUGGAGUGGCCUUAUUUAGGCAUUGCGAGUGUGGUUUAGCUCCUGUGUGUGUGUGUGUGUGUGUGUGUGUGUGUUCAGACCAUGGUGACGCAUAAUGUAGGGACUCUGGAUGAGGACGGUAACACUGAACCCAGAGCAGUUUUUAUUGCUGUGGAAGAUGUUCCUCACACCAUGUCCUACAUUGUUGUCUCCAGUUUGUCAACAGUGAGAAUAUGCAGUUUUAAAAUUAAGUGUAAAGUUGUUAAAAAAAAAAAAAAAAAAAAAAUUGUAGGUGAUUGCUUUCGCUGAGCGAUCGCCUUUUCUUGAUGCCAUCAGCACGAUUUCCCUUCGUUCUCAUGAGUCCACCUGAAAACAUUUUGAAGCCUUCGUCAUGUUUGUUAAAUAACGGGUGAAAAGUAGCACAGGUGUUCUGUCCGUACCAGCUGCAUCACAGUGAAGAAAUCGCUUGUGGGUUUCUUUUGCCUUAUUUAUCCAUAAUUUGUCUUGAAUCUUUUUCUCUUCUUAAAAGCCAAAUGCUGAGAAUAUUGGACUGGUGCUU